AUGUUCGCCUCGGGGGAAAAAGGAGAGGAGGAGAAGAAGAAGAAGAAACUGGGUUCGGAACCAGAGGUGGAAGGAAUUCGUGGAAUGGGGUUUUCUGAUUUUAUUCAGCGUAUCAUCCGCAGCACGUGUGAGGACCAAGACCCGGGUAUGACGGAAAUCCUGCCUCAUCUCCGAACUUCGGGUAAAACUGAGAAGUUGAAAUCGGAUCUCAAUUGCGGCAUUCCACGAAGUACUGCCAUUAUGGAAAUUUCCGAAGACAAGGACGAGAUUUUCGGUCACAAGGCCCCUGGAACGUCUCAAAAUCUGUCGGAGAAACGCAAGUCCGUAUGUCGGGAGCACAAUUAUCCGGGUGAAGGCGGAAGCGGAAACAUUUCCCCCUUGGCCAAGUUCAGUAGUCUCUCUGAGAAACGUAGGGUGAAACGAGUGAGAAGUGAAGGAUCCGACUUCAGCUCAUCAUCUUCUUGCGACUCUUCGCCAGUGGCUGCUGCUCUGAAAAUCGAAAAUUAUGAAGGGGACAAGUUCCAGAUUGAAGCCUCGUCUUGGAUGAAAAUCAAUGCCCGGAUCCGGAAGGAGGAGCACGCCAAGUUCCGGGAAUUAUGCCGAAAAGCCAAGGAAACCCUUUUUCCGGAACGUGCCUCGCAAUUGGAGAGCAAAGCUGUCGAAAACAAGUCAGUUAUUCGGAAACUGUCGACUGUCCAAGAGCCCGGCAUUCUCAGCAGUCUCUUGUCGAAAGGUAGCGAAGUUACUUACUUGUGUCGCUGGAAACUGGAGAAGGAAACGGUCUGCAAGUACGUUGACCGCGACGACCUGCUGAAAUGUUGUCCGAAAGCCAUUGAGAAAUUCAGUGUUGGAAUGCAUGAGUCUGAGGGGGUCAUUCCGACGAGUCGGAAUGUGAAGGUCGAACCUGCAGGAACUGCUGAGUUCAACUCUCCUUAUGAAGACAAUGAGGAAAACGUGGAAGUGCCGAUUCGGAAGCGGAGAGAUGGACCAGGUUCCCAAGGAGACCCGAAACGUCGCCGGGCUGAGGAACGAGCUCUCAGUCCUCCUACACCGCUCAUGUCACAGGCCCUGACCCCACCGCCGCCCUGGCAAUUCAACGCAUUCCCGAAGAUGAACCCCCAGCACCUGAUGGCCCUCAUGCAGUACCGAGCUUUCCUGGCCCGAACCCAACAGGGUCUCCGGGCGAGCAUGAUGUAA
This is a messenger RNA of Notodromas monacha, 1197 nucleotides long. The record is from the annotation of a GenBank genome assembly. Lineage: Eukaryota; Metazoa; Arthropoda; Ostracoda; Podocopida; Cyprididae.